Molecule: messenger RNA, 417 nt
Organism: Ostertagia ostertagi
Lineage: Eukaryota; Metazoa; Nematoda; Chromadorea; Rhabditida; Trichostrongylidae
Source: the annotation of a GenBank genome assembly
UACAACUGUGAGAAAAACGUUCCUGUUGAAAUUCAAGAUUUGCUGAUCGGGCUUAUAAAUAAGAGGCGAGACAAAGAGAACAACGAUUAUGCGCUGUCCAACGGAGGUCACCCGCUACUAAUGGAGAAAAUAAUGGGGUUCGACUGCUAUCUUGCAGAAGAAGCUUUUACACAUUCCACUCAUGAAAACGUCUUACAUGACGGCAUAUUGGCAGAACUUCUCGAGGAAACGUUGAAUGACGCAGUUAGAAAUGUCGACAAACGACUGAUUUGGUUUCUCGUCUAUCGAGCAAGCAAAGUGUGGAUGCAGUAUCGACCUGAUCACUUCCAAGGAGAAUGGAGAACACUGGCUGCUCUUGAAAUGCAGAUUCAACACGGUCAAAUGGGAGACCACGUCGAUCUCCACGUAACUGAGUGA